Merops nubicus (carmine bee-eater) is the source of this 588-nucleotide messenger RNA. RefSeq names its product neutrophil cytosol factor 2-like. The record is from RefSeq and is a predicted model, not a curated record. The annotation marks the transcript as partial. NCBI's taxonomy places the organism in Eukaryota, Metazoa, Chordata, Aves, Coraciiformes, Meropidae. The transcript is spliced from 6 exons. Gene Ontology annotation, molecular function: superoxide-generating NADPH oxidase activator activity; protein binding. Gene Ontology annotation, biological process: superoxide anion generation.
GCCUUCACAGCCGUCCAGAACCCCCCCGCCAAAAUCUGCUUCAACAUCGGCUGCGUCCACCUCGUUCUGGGGAAGCUGGCCGAGGCGGAGGAGGCAUUUACCCGGAGCAUCGGCUGCGACAAGCACUUGGCAGUGGCUUAUUUCCAGCGGGGGACUGUGUUUUACCGAAGGCAGAACCAUGAAAAGGCCAUUGAGGAUUUCAAAGAGGCGCUGGCCCAGUUAAGAGGCAACCAGCUCAUUGACUACAAGAUCCUGGGGCUGCGAUACAGGCUCUUUGCUUGCGAGAUACUCUACAACAUUGCACUGGUGUACGCCACGAUGGAGGACUGGAAGAAAGCUGAGGAGCACCUGACACUGGCCAUGAGCAUGAAGAGCGAGCCCCAGCACAACAAGAUUGACAAGGCAAUGGAAGCCAUCCUGAAGCAGAAGCUCUGCGAGCUGGUGGCCGUUCCUGCAGGGAAGCUCUUUAGACCAAAUGAAAAGCAAGUGGCUCAGCUGGAGAAGAAGGACUACCUGGGAAAGGCCAUGGUGGUGGCAUCCGUGGUGGACAAGGAUGAUUUUUCAGGCUUUGCUCCACUCCAACCACAG